This is a messenger RNA of Monodelphis domestica (gray short-tailed opossum), 1447 nucleotides long. Its product is annotated as mucin-16-like. Lineage: Eukaryota; Metazoa; Chordata; Mammalia; Didelphimorphia; Didelphidae. The record is from RefSeq and is a predicted model, not a curated record.
AAUAUAAUGUUUUCUCUCCCUACAGGUUAUAAACAUCAAAUGAGCUUCCCUUGCUUCACAAACAUAUCAUGGAGCUCUUGCUACAAAACCUUCAAACUCAGCUUCACUAUUACCAACAUGUUUUACACAACAAAGAUGAAUCAAAAGGACUCCAGAACAUUCAAGGCUGCUGAGCAUAUCCUACAAAUCUUGCUCAAGGUAUUGUUUGGAAGCAGCAAGCUUGGCUCUCAGUAUUGUGGAUGCAGUGGCCUUUCACUGAGGUCUCUGAAGAACAGCAUAGCAACUGGAGUAGAUAUACUCUGCACUUUCAAGAAGGACUCCUCCAACCUUGUCCUGGACAAAAAGGUGGUUUCCUGGGAGCUGACUGAACAGCUCUGUAGAAGAGAGCUAAAACACCUGGUUAUAGACAAUGAUAGCCUCAUUGUGAAUGGGUAUCAACAUAAGCUGCCAGGAAUCAGAUCCACAAAGAGAAGUGAGGUUGGUGUAGGACCUGUCACCCAUAUCCCAGACCAUGGAGAACCAGGAAAAAUCAUGACAUCACUGACUAGUGGCCUCCUGAUCCGUGAAUCCCCUGUAUAUGCUAUAGCAGGGAGAUACAACUGGAAGACCUUCAUCCUUAACUUCACCAUCACCAACAUGUUUUAUACAACCAAGAUGGCUCAAAGGGAUUCCAGCACAUUCCGUCUUCCUGAAUGUUUCCUGCAGCGCAUGUUCAAGGUAUUGUUUGAAAGAAGCAGCCUUGGCUCUCAGUAUUGUGGAUGCAAUGUGAUCUUGCUGAGGUCUAUGAAAAAUGGGGCAGCAACAGGAGUGGAGGUUAUAUGUUUUUAUAAGGAAGUUUUCUCUGUCCCCGUCUUGGACAAGAAGAAGAUUUACCAAGAGCUGAGUCAAGAGACUAAUGGAAUAACAAGGCUUGGACAUUAUAUUCUAGAUAAGAAAAGCCUCUAUGUGGAUGGGUAUAACCCUCAGAUGAUGCCACCCCCCUACACAAAAGAAUCAGUCUACCACCAUGGGUCCAGAAGAUGGAGGAAAGUCUACCGAAUGAAUGGCCAUCUGUUUCAAUCCAAACGUUUUAACAGAAGAGCCUACUGUGCCCAGUGCAGUGAAAGGAUAUGGUGUCUCGGAAGGCAAGGCUACAAGUGUAUCAAGUGCAAAUUACUGGUCCAUAAAGGUUGUCAUAUUUUUGUACCACGGACCUGCAAAAGGCAUAUGGAUUUGAUGAUGCCAUCCCAAGAAACUCAAGUAGAGGAUAAAAAUGAUAAAGUUGACCUUCCCUCCGAAGAAAAUGAUGGACUCGCUUAAGUUCCCUCAACCUGGAAAACGACAGCCUUAAAGAUGAUUCUGGGGACAUUAAGCCAGUUAUCGAUGGGAUGGAUGGAAUUAAAAUAUCUCAGGGGCUCGGGCUGCAUUGCCACUAAUGGAUAAAUCCAUUAACCUCAAUUGUAUUGUA